Molecule: messenger RNA, 1771 nt
Organism: Musa acuminata subsp. malaccensis (wild Malaysian banana)
Lineage: Eukaryota; Viridiplantae; Streptophyta; Magnoliopsida; Zingiberales; Musaceae
Source: RefSeq, a predicted model, not a curated record
AUACAACAGAGCCAAGGAAAAGGAAGGGCUGCCUAACCCAAGGAACGCGGGCAUACGACAAGACCCAUCGAUCCACCGAGGAGAUUCGGCAGCAUGGAUUAGCACUCUACAAACAUGUAUUAGAAAAAGCCUCUCUGCGUCCGCAACAGGAAGGUCGAGAGACAGCUCCAAUGGUGGAUUGGCUGCGUCGCUUUUGUCUCAUUGCUCCUUAAAUAGGGACACUCUCUCCUCUUAUUCCUCACACCUUGCCAUGUCCGCCUGCCUCUUGCGGUUGAGCAAACACGUAUAGCUAUCGACAAUUACCACAGACGCCUUUUGCUUGGAGAGGGUUAUGGAUGAACCCGGCUGCUCUCUGUCGAUCUCCAGCCUCCUCUGCCAGGAAGACGCGACUGAUCUGGAUCCGGAUUUGGAUUUGGAUUUGGAGUUUGAAGAUGAACUGUGUCAGGCGUACCUGCUUCUCAAAGACGCGAUUUUUACGGACGAGGAGUACAUCCAGGAGCUGGCCUCGAGAGAGAGGAGCAGCUUCGAGAGGCAGGACCGUGAAUUCUCCUCUUGUGACGAGUGCUUGGUUCCGGCGGACAACUGGUUCAAGCGUGCCCGCUCCGACGCCAUCCGAUGGAUCUUGAACACCACCGCCCGUUUCGGCUUCGGCUUCCAAACAGCAUAUCUAGCAGUGGCUUAUCUUGAUCGUUUCCUUCGACGGCGAAGAAUUGAUAACGGGAAGCCAUGGGCGACCGGAUUGCUGUCGACGGCAUGCUUGUCCGUGGCGGCGAAGAUGGAGGAGCGCCGAGUGCCGCCGCUCUCGGAGAUGCAGAUCGAGGGGUACGCGUUCGACAGCAAUGCGGUGCAGAGGAUGGAGCUCCUCCUCCUGGAUACUCUGCAGUGGAGGACGAACUGCGUGACGCCAUUCGAUUACCUGAGUUAUUUCAGAUCGAAGUUCCAGUGUGAGGAGUCACUGCACAAAGCCAUCGACUUCAUCUUUGCGGCCAUCGAUGGUUUGUCAUUGGCUUCCACUUUCCAUACAGUUGCUGCAGCUGCCAUAUUGGCCGCAUCCAGCGAAAUCUACUCCAAGGAGUUACUGGAGACAAAGAUGAGCACUACGUCACUGUUCCAAUCCUUUUCAGAAAAGGAACACGUGUUUUCCUGCUACAGUAUCAUGACUCAGGAUCUGCCCAAGAACAUGAUAACACCCAAGAGGUCGUCUUCUUCUGAAGCAUCAGAGAACUAUUCCAGCAUCACCGUUGCCAUCGACAGUGCCUCCAUCAGCUCGUCAAGAACUAAGAGGAGAAGGUUGCGGUUGCCAGAUAUCCAUUAGAGACCAACCUAACACUGAUUUUUGGAUGUGCAUGGGAAUGUCUUGAUUUUGAUUCUUCUUUUCUUUGACUUUUGUUUUUGAUUAUUGGUUGUGUGAGUGCAUGUUUGGAUGGUUUAUGGUUGGAUUGGUUGGUUCUUAGGAUUGAGAAGCUUGGAAGUUGAGCUGUGUGAGAUGUUUCCAAAUCGAAUGGAGUGAGGAAGAAGAAAGGGAAGGCCACUGAAGACUGUUUGUGAAUAGCGUUGCAGACCUGCCUUGUUUGCUUCACAUACCACAUCCCAUGUUGUCCAUCGAUGGAUUUGGUCCUUGCUGUAGUUCUCAUCGUGCCCUUUUCCGUGGGAAAUAUUCACUGUGAAGCAGUGAGGGUGAUGUAAUAUGAUCUUGAUCGGAUACUGUAAAGAGGAUGGAUGCACUUGGAAUUGUUUGUUUUGGUGGAAUGAGAUAUAACUCCAACUGUGA